CUUUUUACUUGUCAUAAAACAUGGAGUUGCCCAAUAUUGAGGAACUGGAAUCCCAAAACCAUCCACCACAAAAAAAUGGUGCUUCUUUCAUCACAACUUGCAUCAAUGGCCUUAAUGCUCUAACUGGUAUUAGACUAUUAUCGAUACCAUAUGCACUAUCACACGGAGGGUGGCUUUCUCUCAUCACACUUACUGUUAUAGCAAUGAUAUGUUUUUACACAGCUUUACUUCUAAAAAAAUGCAUGGAUUCAAAUAGUCUCAUCAAAACUUACCCGGACAUAGGCGAGCAUGCGUUUGGGAAGAAAGGGAGAGCCCUUAUAUCCAUCUUCAUGUACCUCGAGCUCUUCCUCCUUGCAGUGGAGUUCCUCAUCUUGGAAGGUGACAACUUGCAUAAGCUCUUCCCUUACACAAACGUUCGCGUUUGGGGGAAGACCAUUGGGGGAAAGCCAAUGUUCAUCAUCCUCACCGCGCUAGUAAUGCUGCCCACGACAUGGCUGAGAAAUCUCUCCCUCCUAGCAUAUGUCUCUGCAGGUGGGAUUCUAGCCUAUCUGAUUCUUAUUGCUACGGUUUUUUGGAUUGGAGCGUUUGAGAAUGUGGGAUUUCAUGAAAAGGAAGCUCUUUGGAGGUAUAAUAGAAUGCCAACUGCAGUGAGCUUGUACACAUUCUGUUACUGUGGUCAUGCUGUUUUCCCUACUAUUUGCACUUCAAUGAAAGACAAAACACAAUUUCCUAAGGUAUUUACUACUUAUAUAUUCACUUAGUAUAAUUUUAGUGAACCCUAAUAUUUUUUAUCCAACUCAUUUUUCAGGUAUUGUUGGUGUAAUUUGUUUUUAGUAGUGUAAGCUAUGGAUCAAUGGCUAUUAUGGGAUACCUAAUGUAUGGAGAAAUUUUGAUGUCACAAGUGACUUUAAAUCUCCCAUUACAAAGCGUUGGCACAAAAAUUGCAAUCUACACCAACACUUAUCAAUCCCAUUACGAAAUACACCAUCAUUAUAUCUCCAAUUGCAACUGCUCUCGAAGAGAAGUUUGUGCAAAAUAAUAGUUAUGGAUUAAGCUUGUUAAUUCGAACGGGUUUAGUGGUGUGCAGUGUUGUUAUUGCGCUAAUUGUACCCUUUUUCGGAUACGUGAUGACAUUUAUUGGAGCGUUCCUGAGCGUGAGUGCAUCCAUAUUAUUUCCAUGCCUUUGCUAUGUGAAGAUCAACAAAGCAUCUCUAGGAUUAGGGUUGGAGCUUAUGUUUAUUUUGGUCAUUCUUAUUUUUGGAAUUUUUAUU
Molecule: messenger RNA, 1271 nt
Organism: Salvia splendens (bonfire salvia)
Lineage: Eukaryota; Viridiplantae; Streptophyta; Magnoliopsida; Lamiales; Lamiaceae
Product: amino acid transporter AVT1J
Exons: 2
Coding region: 21-761 (246 amino acids)
Biological process (GO): amino acid transmembrane transport
Cellular component (GO): vacuolar membrane
Molecular function (GO): L-amino acid transmembrane transporter activity
Source: RefSeq, a predicted model, not a curated record